Messenger RNA from Lolium rigidum, 2217 nucleotides. Its product is annotated as long chain acyl-CoA synthetase 9, chloroplastic-like. Gene Ontology annotation, cellular component: endoplasmic reticulum; membrane. Lineage: Eukaryota; Viridiplantae; Streptophyta; Magnoliopsida; Poales; Poaceae. Gene Ontology annotation, molecular function: long-chain fatty acid-CoA ligase activity. The coding region runs from base 124 to 2217 and encodes 697 amino acids. The transcript is spliced from 12 exons. The record is from RefSeq and is a predicted model, not a curated record.
CCCAGAGCUUCUGGAGCCCUCGCCGGCGAACCGCCAAGCCCCCAGGUUUAUCAUUUCAAGACCUCUGAGAAUCAGCAUCACACCCCUUGAGCUACAAACAGUACAAGGCUGUCUUUUGAGAAUAUGAAUCCUUAUUUCAUCGGCUUUGUUAUCCCUUUUGUGGCAUCUCUGUUGAUCACCAAGAGGAAGUCUGAAAAGAAAAGGGGAGUGUCAGUUGAUGUGGGUGGUGAGUCUGGCUAUGCCAUCCGUAACUAUAGAUUCGAACAGCCUGUCGAAACACACUGGGAAGGGAUUUUCACACUUGCGGAACUGUUUGAGCAAUCUUGCAAGCUCUAUGCCCAUAUGCCCCUGCAUGGCACCAGGAAGCUCAUUUCAAGGGAAACAGAGGUAGCCUCUGAUGGAAGAUCUUUUGAGAAGCUCCAUUUGGGGCAGUAUGAGUGGAAAAGUUACAUUGAAGCAUUCAGGGCUGUCUGCAACUUUUCGUCUGGUCUAGUGCAAAUCGGGCACCAGAAGGAUGAGCGUGUUGCUAUCUUUGCUGAUACACGAGCUGAGUGGCAGAUUGCAUUACAGGCAUGCUUCAGACAAAAUAUUACCGUUGUCACCAUUUAUGCCUCCUUGGGGGAGGGAGCGCUUUGUCACUCACUAAAUGAGACUGAGGUAACUACGGUGAUCUGCGGACGGAAAGAACUAAAAAAGCUUAUUGAUAUAAAUGGGCAACUUGAUACUUUGAAACAUGUCAUCUACAUAAAUGAGGAAGGUGUCUCAAGUGAAGUAUCCUUGGCUAAACAAUGCACUAGCUGGAAAGUUGAGUCAUUUGAGGAGGUAGAGAGGUUAGGACUGGAAACACCAGUGGAAGCAAAUUUGCCUCUCCCAUCUGAUACUGCUGUGAUAAUGUAUACAAGUGGAAGCACUGGAAUGCCCAAGGGCGUCAUGAUGAGCCACCGCAAUGUCCUGGCUACUGUAUCAGCUGUUAUGACUAUUGUUCCUGCACUUGGUAAGAGGGAUGUAUACUUGGCGUACCUCCCGCUUGCACACAUUCUUGAGUUGGCAGCUGAGACGAUCAUAUCUGCUGUUGGGGCUUCUAUAGGAUAUGGAACACCUUUGACCCUGACUGAUACAUCAAAUAAAAUAAAAAAAGGAACUCAAGGUGAUGCUUCUGCACUGAAGCCAACACUUAUGACUGCCGUACCUGCUAUACUUGACCGUGUUCGUGAUGGCGUGAGAAAAAAUGUAGAUGCGAAGGGUGGUCUAGCAAAGAAACUAUUUGAUAUAGCCUACAGCCGUCGGCUAGCUGCUGUCAGAGGAAGUUGGUUUGGUGCAUGGGGAUUAGAGAAGCUCAUGUGGGAAAAGCUUGUCUUCCACAAGGUGCGUGCCAUCUUGGGAGGACGGAUUCGUUUUAUACUUUCAGGUGGAGCGCCUCUCUCUGGAGAUACUCAAAGAUUUAUCAAUAUAUGCCUUGGGGCUCCUAUAGGGCAAGGAUAUGGUCUGACUGAAACGUGUGCUGGCGGGACAUUUUCUGAGUAUGAUGACACAUCUGUUGGUCGUGUUGGUGCUGCACUGUCCUGUUCCUACAUUAAGUUGAUAGACUGGGUCGAAGGUGGAUACUUGACAAGUGAUUCACCAAUGCCUCGGGGUGAAAUAGUCAUUGGAGGCCCAAACGUAACAAAAGGUUACUUCAAAAAUGAGGCCAAAACAAAUGAGGUCUACAAGGAUGAUGAAAGAGGCAUGCGUUGGUUCUACUCUGGCGACAUUGGACGUUUGCACCCAGAUGGCUGCCUCGAAAUCAUCGACCGCAAGAAGGAUAUUGUUAAGCUUCAACAUGGUGAAUAUGUAUCUCUAGGAAAGGUGGAGGCAACUUUGAGUGUGAGCCCGUAUGUUGACAACAUCAUGGUCCAUGCCGACCCCUCCCAGAACUACUGUGUUGCGCUCGUUGUAGCUGCAGCCACUGAACUGGAAAACUGGGCCUCAAAACAAAGUCUCACAUAUGCUGAUAUGUCUGAUUUGUGCCAGAAGCAAGAGGCUGUCAGAGAAGUUCUUCAAUCGUUAACCAAGGCUGGUAAGCAAGCGCGCCUGGAGAAGUUUGAGAUCCCUGCCAGAAUUAAGCUGAUACCAGAGCCAUGGACGCCCGAGUCAGGUCUCGUCACAGCUGCCCUCAAGCUCAAGAGGGAGGUCAUCAAAAAGGGUUAUGAGAAUGAUCUUGCUAAGCUGUACAGAUAG